Molecule: messenger RNA, 3797 nt
Organism: Zeugodacus cucurbitae (melon fly)
Lineage: Eukaryota; Metazoa; Arthropoda; Insecta; Diptera; Tephritidae
Gene: Rcd1
Product: KAT8 regulatory NSL complex subunit 3
Exons: 9
Coding region: 229-3639 (1136 amino acids)
Biological process (GO): positive regulation of transcription by RNA polymerase II
Cellular component (GO): NSL complex
Molecular function (GO): hydrolase activity
Source: RefSeq, a predicted model, not a curated record
UAGGUUAACCAAUAACAAAUUUCUUCAAGUUGUGACUUGUAUUAUUUGACAUUUGUUGUGGAGUUGUGUUAUUGGUUGUCAAAGUUGUUUUCGGCGGACCACUGAACGAGGUGUUCAAUAAGCGCACAUUGCAAACACUUUUUACGUUAUUAAAUGUUUAAAUUCAUAGUACUACUGUAAAUAUUGUGGAAGUAAAGCAUCAUUUAUUCAGGUUGAAAGCUACAGGUGAUGAUGACUUCAUAUAUGAAACUGUUCGAGGACUUCUUGCAGCGCAAGGAAUGUGAUGGAACUCGUACAGCACCUGCUGCAUCUGAGGACGAAGAUAUAGAGCAACAAAAUUCGUCUUUUGAGUCUGUUUGUGGAACUAUUAAUUCUAUCAGUAGUGAAGGGGGAGGUAGUAAUAAAAUGGAACACAGUUACACGAGAGACAAUACCCGGCCGCUGGCAAGUGUUAGCACAGGCUUGUUACCAGCUCGUACAAUUCUGGUUCGUCGUACACCACAGUGUCCUUCUUGUCAUACACAUCCCGAAGAGCAUGAUUUUGAAGAUUUUAAUCAGGCCAAUGUGCCCUCUUACAAUGAAAUAGCGGCCAAAGAAGCCAUGAAUGAGUGUUCUCGAAUUGCUAAAUACGUAAAAAACAAUAAUCCAGACGACGAUGAUUGGGAAGCACAUAUUAACCAAAUUGGUUGGAGCAACAUGCAAAAGACACUUUUCAAUAAAGUAGCAAAUAUUUUGGAUAACGAUCAGUUAGGACGAUUAGCCAAUGUUAACCGUCAAAACGAAGCUAUGCAACGUCGUGUCGCUAUCGAUAAGUCUGCUAGUCGAAUGCGCAGGGCGUUAGCUGCUGUUGCUUGGGACUCACGACUCACACAAUGGCUACAUUGUUUGCUAAUGGAUUCACUUCCAUCAACAUAUAUGGCGUCUUAUUUAGAUAUUUUGCAAACAUUAAAAUCUAAAUUACCAACACUUAUGGAUAAAAUGCUAUUUGGGCGGCCACUAAAUGUUAGCCAAGAACUUUUGGCGCCAGUAAUGAAAAACAAAUGGGAGCCAAUUGUUAGUACGAAAGUUCGCAAACUAACACAGAAUGCAGUAAUAGUUGCGCUGCCUUCUGUACCUACUAGUGGUCCAGUACCUAAUCGCCUUCAAAAAUGGUAUCAUCAAUUGGCCAGCAUAACACAAAUUGUACAAGUAACUCUUCCCUCCAAUGUUAGUCAUAUAGCUCGGCAACCAUUGGAGCAAGUAGCCGAACAAAUAGUGUCACUUACUCGAGUUAAAAUACAAGAAUUACGAAACGAAAAUGCUCAGCGAAGCAUCAUAUUGAUAGGAUUUAACGCUGGUGCUGCUCUCGCUCUACAAGUGGCUAUGUCGGAGAAUGUGUCAUGUGUAGUAUGUAUGGGCUUUGCUUAUAAUACAUUUAACGGAAUACGUGGAACUCCUGACGACCGUAUAUUAGACAUAAAGGUGCCAAUAUUAUUUGUGGUUGGUCAGAAUUCAGCAAAAACAAGUACUGAGGAAAUGGAGUCGUUACGUGAAAAAAUGCAAUCGGAAAGCUCCUUAGUGGUGGUGGGCAGUGCGGAUGAUGUUCUGCGCGUUCCUAAAAGCCGCAGAAAGUUAGAUAAUGUCACACAAUCGAUGGUGGAUGCUAUGGUCGUGGAUGAAAUAUACGAAUUUAUUAAAAGAACGCUCACCAAUCCUCCCGGUCCACGGGUACCAACCACAGUAACAAGUUUCAUGCAUACUAAACAGGGACGAAACUCAAUCAGCAACAACGCUGGCGGUAGCAGUGCGGAAGGUAAUACGAAAAAUGGGCCUGUACAAAGAAAGCGUAAGAAUGAUGCUGUGAACUCCGAUCAAGAGACGCCUGCGAAAACUAAAUAUGUUAAUUCAACCAAACUAAAAAAAGUAAAAAUCCCAGACCCAUUCCAAGUGAAACGAAAGGUCGGUCGUCCAAGAACGCGUCCUUUGAUAGCCUCCACAUCCACUCCAGCUAAAACAAGCUCAAAUGUACUGGCAGGGGGUACUUCAAAAACAGCUCAGCAGCAAAACAAGAAGACGCAAGCAUCUUCGAAUUCUUCUAUAACGAACGAGGAUUUGAACAUGGCUAUACAAUCAAUACUGGGUGAUACGAGUGAACAAGAUGGUGCGACAAUGAAUACCAGUAACGAUACAACUCAAGCUGCACAGAAAAUUGUAACGAAUUACGAAAUUGUUGCGCCAUCAAAAUCGACUCCAAUCAAGACCGCAUUAAUAAAUCCGCUGCAAAAGCAAACCCUUCCAGCCGGUGCCAAAAUAAAGAUGAUACCUUCUAACCAAUUCGUGCAACUCAAGCCGCCAUUGCAAUCGCAAUCGAAAAUUUACACAAUCAAAACAGCCUCGAUGCAACAGAGCAGCAAAUCAGGAAAUACCAACAUCGGCAGUAUCGUAUCAACAACACCAACCGUCAGCACCGUUGCGAACCAUCAACAACAGAUAUUCACUUUAAAGUCACCCAAUGGCCAGACGACGCAAUUCGUUACAGCUGCACCACCCGGCACGGCUCAGCAAAAGUACACCGUCAUGAAGAAUGUAAGUGGUGGAACUACACUGCAGUUAGCAAACACAGCCUUUAGCGCCAUAAAAGGGAGCACGCAAAACUCUUCAUCUGCCUCCAAUAUGGAUCUUUCAAACAUUAUCGACAUGCCAAUUGUAUUCGCGGAUAAUGAAGGUAAUCUCUCUGAUUCUGUGGCUUCUUCAACUGCAUCUGUCAAGUCGGCUAAUACUUCCGGUGUCGGGCAACUGAUUAUAAGUCAGAAAAUUAUUAAAGAAGCUACUACCACUGGGUCUAGUGCGACUGGUAUGGUGGCCACUUCGCCUAAAACUGGUGGCGGCACAUAUAUAAUUAAUAAAGCUGUUGGCAGCCCAAUCUUACAACAAACCGCUCAAACAUCAGUCAAUAAACAAAAUAAGGUGGUCUUCAUCAAUCGAAACACUAUGAAGCCUUGCCCGAAUAUCAUUUCACGCUCGAAUGUCACACAACAAUUGCCGAAAUACACCAAAGUUGUUGUAACGAAUCCGAAGACUUCGGCAACAACACUUGUGCCCCGUCCAGCAAUGCAGCUAACGACAGCACAGCUUCCAGUGGGUACAGCCAGUGGCAGCACUCCACUAGUGUCGUCUGUGAAACAAGUGAAUUUACAGACACUAAAGUCGCCAGUCAGUAUUGGUGCGCGACAGACAUCAGGCAUAUUGAAUGUCUCCACAAAGUCGCUGCCACAAGUGCAAAUAAUUAGCACAACCGCUGCUGGGGCAGGUAGUCUCACUAACACGGCCAAUCCAACAGCUACAACUAGUGGCAGCACUGUCUUGACCGACCGUCCGCAAAUUCGAAAUAUCGUUGUGAAACCUGGAGGAUUGAAGCAAAUACCUGCUUUGUCCUCUCACGUAUUUAAUAGAAAUUUAACCGUUCGUAAAAUGGUGAAUAUCAUACCCAGUACAAAUCCAGCGAGCUCAUCAUCAACCUCACCUGGUGUAUCCAUAGUGGCUCAGACGACUACUUCACAGGAUAGUAGUCAAGGUAAUUCCGUUGGCGCAUCAUCCAUACAAACCUCACCGAAGGUGAUAACUUUGAAUCCGAUUAAUCCUUCGGCAUCCAAGGAGUGAUUUUAUCCUUUUCUCCGCUGUUAUUCUAAUUCUUAUUUAGCAUUAUAAAUAAAUAGUUCUUAAUGUUUCAUCUCAUCUCAGCCAUGUUCAUUUCGUAGUUCAACUACUUUCGCGUUCAUCUCGCCAACAAUAAAACAUUGAAAAACAAAUAUUUCAUA